GGCAGCCACACGAGGAGGGCAGCGCGCAAAAGAGCGCCGAUAGAUACCGGUCUGGAGACUAUUUGGGGGUUAAAAGCUGCCGGCGCGCAGCCUGCGGCGGGAGGCCACUGAAUUCAAAGCCUUCCUGCCAAAACAGAAGCCAAGUAAUAAUGGACUCCAUCCUGCAGAACCUCUCCCACAAAGCAGAGCCAUGCGCACAGAAGGAUAGUACCGUGGCGCCGCCGCCGCCGCCGCAGCGCAAGCUGACGAUCCGCCUCCCGGUUGGGUCGCAUAAUUCGUGUGAAGCCGCCGCCUCGACCGCGCCCCAGAAGGACGUGGACGCCAUCCUGAGGAACCUGGCCGGCUACCGGCCGCCGCCGCCCGGCCCGCAGCUCUUUGGGCCGCCGCCCAAGGCCCGCGCCAAGCCCACGCUUCAGCGGACGACGCCGCGCGCGCCCGACGCGGGCCCGCUGCCGUCGAUCCUCGAGCUGCUCGAGCAGCACGUCGCCGCCCGCCCGACGAGCGAGGCGCCGCCGACGGCCGAGGAGACCCUCGCGGCGCUGGGCGCGCCCGGCGACGAUGAGGCGCCGCCGACCGCGCCGCCGACGGCCGAGGAGGCCAUGGAGGCGCUGGGCGCGCCCGGCGACGAUGAGGCGCCGCCGACCGCGCCGCCGACGACCGAGGAGGCUAUGGAGGCGCUAGGCGUGCCCCGCUACGUCCGAGACGCUCUGCGGGCGCCGCCGACGGCCGAGGAGGCUACGGAGGACGUCCGAGACGCCCCGGCGCCGCCGCCGCCCGCGCGGAAGAAGCGGCGGCUGAGCGGCUUCGGCAGCACCCCGAAGUUCCCCGCGAAGCUCUUCGAGAUGGUCUCGCACCAUUCAAAUGUUAUUACUUGGGAAAACGGCCGCCUCGUCGUCCGCGACCAGGCGCGGCUCUGCGCCGAGCUCAUGCCGCGGUACUUCACGGUCAAGACCGGGACGGCGACCUUCCCGUCCUUCGCGCGCCAGCUCAACUACUACGGGUUUUCAAGAGCGAAGACGGGCGCGGACCUCGCCUACGUGCACCCGGGCGUGGCGAAGGUCGAGGACCUCGCGACGCUGGCCCGCAAGGACGAGCCGGCGCGGAAGAAGCCCAAGGCGUCGGAGGCCGUCGAGGUCGUUUCUCUGGAGGAGCACCGCCGCGUCGUCGCGGAGCGCGAUAUGUUAAGGGAGGAGGUGUCAAAGCUGCGCAAGGCCCUGGCGCAGGCCGAGGCCGCGCUGCCAAUCCACACGGCCGAGGCCGUCCGCCAGGGCGACCGGCCCGAUCCACGCCUCUACUUAGCCGACUCAGCAACCAGUAAAGAUGUCUGCGCCUUUUGUGGGAAGCAUCAUGGCACGCCGAACGCCGACGGCACGCUCGAGGGUGAUUUGCUGUUCCCGCCCUUCCGCGGGAACGAUGGGAAGCCGGUCUGGGUCCACGCGCAGUGCGCGUUGUUUAGUGCCGAGGUCCACGGCGAGCGCGAGGGCGACCUGUACAACGUGUUGGCUGCGGUCAAGCGGGGCCGGUCGUUGAAAUGCGCCGCGUGCGGCGAGCGCGGCGCGACGGUGGGCUGCGGCGAGAAGCGCUGCUCGAAGUCCUUCCAUUUGAGAUGUGCUGCGGCCCACGGGCUGUUGCAGGGCGAGACGACGUUCCACUGCCGGAAGCACGCGAGUUGGCCGGACGCCGUGCAGUGCGACCGCUGUUUUAAAUGGAGAGCCUGGGACUGUGUGGAAAUCAAAUUUCGGGCGUCUUACGCCAUCGACGCGACGUGCUUUCCGUAGCUAUCAACGCGACUUUGUCCCCGUGGCCGCGUCGGCUCGAUGAUGUGGAGGUUCAGGAUAACCUAACUCACUGUUGGUUUCCACACAGGCCUGGAAGACCGUAGAUAAAACGACGGGGCGGCCCGCUCCUUUGCCUGAGGGCGACUGGUUCUGCGAGCUGAACGAAGAUACGACUUGUAAUAGUUGUGAAGUGAAGGCAUCAAUUACGUCGCCCGAGGCCGUCGAGCCCGACCGACGGGGCGACGCGGUCGCCAUUGAGGGUCAAAAGUGCGCGUUCUGCCUGUCUCCGUCGUUAUCCUUACUUGAAUCCAAGGCGCCGGGCGGUUUGUGCACGAGGCCACUGAAAGACGGUCCCAAAAGUGUCUUCCACCACGCGGCCUGCCUGGCGCUCGCGCCGGAGGUCGUGCGGUCGGGCGGCCACGUCUUCCGCGGGCUGAGCGCGUUGCGGCGCGGGCGCCUGCUCAAGUGCUUCUCCUGCGGGAAGCGCGGCGCCACGGUGGGUUGUGGCGUGAAGGAGUGCCCGCGGAGCUUCCACGCGCCCUGUGCGUUAUUCAGAUCUGGAGGCUGCGUCGACGAGGGCAACGGCGAGUCGUCGAACGUCUUCUACUGCAGCGCGCAUCGUAACAAAGGGACGGACCGGUGGGUGUCGUGCAGCCACUGUAGCGCGUGGCGGCGCUGGAAGGGCCCCGUCGACGCGACGGGCGGCGAGCGUUGCUGGCGCCCGACGCGCAGCCAACCUGUGCGGAAUUAG
This is a messenger RNA of Pelagomonas calceolata, 2529 nucleotides long. Lineage: Eukaryota; Pelagophyceae; Pelagomonadales; Pelagomonadaceae. The record is from the annotation of a GenBank genome assembly.